GGUUGGAGCUCCUCGGGAAAAGGCCUUUCCAUCCCAACAAGCCAACAGAACAGGAGGGUUGUACAGCUGUGACAUCGCAUCUCCGAGUACACGCUGCACGCGUGUCAUAUUUGAUGAGGAGACUGACCCGAAGAUGGAGAGUAAAGAAGACCAAUGGAUGGGUGUAACUGUCCAAAGUCAGGGGCCAGGAGGAAAUGUGGUGACGUGUGCGCAUCGCUAUGAGAAGAGGCAGUAUGUAAACACAGUGCAGGAGACCAGGGAUAUCAUUGGAAGGUGCUAUGUGCUGAGCCAGGAUCUCACUAUUAAGGAUGAUAUGGAUAAUGGAGUGUGGAGUUUUUGUGAUGGUCGUUUAAGAGGCCAUGAGAAGUUUGGUUCCUGUCAGCAAGGUGUUGCUGCUACUUUUACUAGAGACUAUCAUUACAUUGUGUUUGGUGCCCCAGGCACAUACAAUUGGAAAGGGGUGGUUCGUGCAGAGCAAAAGAAUCAGACAUUUUAUGAUCUGGGUAUCUUUGAUGAUGGGCCUUACGAAGUUGGUGACGAGAGCCGCCAAGAUAAGAAUCUAGUUCCUGUUCCAGCUAACAGUUACUUAGGUUUCUCUUUGGACUCCGGUAAAGGAAUUGUCUCCCAAGAUGAGAUGACUUUUGUGUCUGGCGCCCCAAGAGCCAACCACAGCGGAGCAGUUGUCUUACUGAAAAAAGAAAAAAAUCAGAGGGCGCUUUCACUGGAGCACAUGUUUGAAGGCGAAGGGCUGGCCUCCUCUUUUGGCUACGAUGUUGCUGUUGUGGAUCUCAACAGUGAUGGGUGGCAAGACAUUGUUGUUGGAGCCCCGCAGUAUUUUGACAGAAGUGGAGAUAUCGGUGGUGCUGUGUACAUCUACAUUAACCAGCGAGGCCGAUGGAAAGGCGUAAAACCAAUUCGCUUAAAUGGAACCACUGACUCCAUGUUUGGUCUUGCAGUUGAAAAUAUUGGGGACGUUAAUCAGGAUGGAUACCCAGAUAUUGCAGUAGGGGCUCCAUAUGACGGUUUUGGCAAAGUAUACAUUUAUCAUGGAUCCAAGGAUGGAAUAAAUACAAAACCAGCGCAGAUUCUUGACGGUGAAAAAAGGGGCACCAAGUUCUUUGGUUACUCUCUUGCUGGAAACAUGGACCUGGACAAAAAUUCCUACCCUGAUAUUGCUGUUGGCUCCCUUUCAGAUUCUGUAUCUGUGUUCAGAUCUCGGCCUGUGAUAAGCAUUAGAAGCAGGAUUACAGUACAGCCUGAGAGAAUCGAUCUAAAGAAAAAGAACCCUGAGGACCCUAGUGAAAUAUGGAUCGAUGUGGAAGCAUGUUUUCAAUAUACUGCAAACCCCAGUGAUUUAAAUCCAAGGAUAAAGAUCAACUAUACAUUUGAAGCAGAAAACGAGAGGAGGCAGUUAGGCCUGCCGUCUAGGGUACGGUUUAAAGACCACCUGUCUGAUCAGUUUACUGCAAGUACAACCCUAAGGGGGCAGAACUCACAAGAGUGUGUGACAACCAAGCUUGUACUGCAGGACAAAAUUAAAGAUAAGCUACGGCCCAUUCCGAUAUCAGUCAGCGUUAAAAUUGCUGGCCUGGAGUCUAGCUUACCGUCCAGCAGAAAAGAGAGAGCGCUUCCGGAUCUUAUACCAAUUCUAAAUUCAAAUGAAUCUGAAACAGAAACCACAAAAGUGGAGUUCUUAAAAGAAGGAUGUGGAGAAGACAACAAAUGUCACAGCAAUCUGAAACUUCAGUACCGGUUCUGCACUAGAGAAGGAAAUGAAGACAGAUUUACUUAUUUACCUAUUGAAAAUGGCAUGCCAGUGCUUGUUCUGAAAGAUCAGAAAGAUAUUGCCCUGGAAAUAACAGUGACAAACAAUCCAUCUGAUGCAAAAAAUCCACAAAAAGAUGGUGAGGAUGCAUAUGAAGCUAAACUGAUUGCAACUUUUCCAGACAGUCUGACAUAUUCUGCAUUCAGGGAGAUGAGGGGUUAUCCUGAAAAACAGCUAACAUGUGGUGCUAACCAAAAUGGUUCUCAAGCAGAGUGUGAACUUGGAAAUCCUUUCAAAAGAAAUUCCAACGUAACCUUUUAUCUGAUCUUGAGUACCACUAAAGUUAAUGUUGAUACAACAGACUUGGACAUUAAUCUGAAAUUGGAAACAACAAGCACUCAAGUUGAUUCGACUCCAAUUACGGCUAGUGCUAAAGUGGUUCUUGAAUUGCUUUUAUCACUCACUGGAGUUGCUAAGCCUUCUCAGGUAUAUUUUGGAGGCAACAUCGUUGGUGAGAGCGCUAUGAAAUCUGAAGAUGAUAUCGGAAACCUCAUAGAGUACGAAUUCAGAGUAACUAACUUGGGCAGACCCCUGAAAACAUUUGGUACCGCUUCUCUGGACAUCCAAUGGCCGAAAGAAAUUAGUAAUGGCAAAUGGCUGCUUUAUUUGAUGAGCAUAGAUUCCAAAGGCUUGGAAAGAGUCUCUUGUCAACCCGAGGAAGAAAUCAAUAGUUUGCAUGUUGUGGAAUCCCAUAACUCAAGAAGGAAACGUGAGGUUGCAGAGAAGCAGAUUACAGACAGCAAGGCAUUUUCUUUAUUCUCAGAAAGAAAAUACAAGACCUUGGACUGCAACGUGAAUGCACACUGUGUGGACAUAAGAUGUCCCCUGAAGGGUUUAGACAGCAAGGCGUCUAUUGUUCUGCGUUCCAGGCUGUGGAACAGUACUUUCCUAGAAGAAUACUCAAAAAUGAACUACCUGGACAUUCUCGUUAGGGCUUCAAUCAGUGUUCCUGCUGCAGCUAAGAAUGUUAAACUCACAAAUGAAGUUGCUCAGGUGCGUGUUACUGUCUUUCCUGCUAAACCAGUAGCACUUUAUACAGGAGUACCGUGGUGGAUCAUCUCGGUGGCUAUUUUUGCUGGAAUACUGAUGCUUGCACUGUUGGUAUUCUUACUGUGGAAGUGCGGGUUCUUCCAGCGUUCCAGGUACGAAGACAGUGUCCCCCGAUAUCACGCUGUAAGAAUUCGAAAAGAAGAGCGACAGAUCAAAGAUGGGAAGUGCAGAGAUCUUGAGACAAAACAGUGGUUCACAAAAUGGGAUGAAAAUGAAAGUUAUUCUUAGGGAAAAAUUAUUUUCAUCCACCCAGUUCAGACAGACGUUAAGGUUUUCAUUAAUGGAAUACUGAUGGAGUUAGACCUAUGAACGCUACGGACAUUCACCAUUUGAUUGUAGAUAUUACUACUUACAUUGAGGCUUUUGUUUGCACAGUUAAAAUUGCUUCAACAGACUUUUAUUUGCAUUAUUUAAUUUCCAGACUGCCUCUUUUCCCCCUUCAAAUCUAACUCACGCUUUAGAAGAUACUGUGUUGAUUUGGGGUCUUUUCUGCAAAAUAUGCAAAACCACUACCGCAGACCUUUUCCUGUCAUCCUAACCUCCCUCCUCGGUAUGCAAGGAAUGCCUGGGUAAGGUCAAGACAGGUUCUCCAUCCUUCCAUCAACGUGCAGUCCAUUCCAAGCACACAGUGGCCUUAACAUUAGUUCAAGUAUAAUCCGAAGACCUGCAAACCUAGUCAUAAAUUUUGCCUGCUGCAGUAGUUAGGGCUUAACAAAAAGCAUCAUCUUAAAUUACAUGUGCAAUAGGUCAUGUUGCUCUUUUUUUUUUUUUAAGAUUGUGUGAUUCUUGCUCACAACAAAUAUACACAGUUUUUUUAAAAGAGAAGCUUGAAUAUUAGAUGUACUUUUUGUAUAUAUACAUUUUAGUCAUUUUUGUAUUUAUUUUUGUUAUAAAUCAUUGUCUCUGACUAACUGUUAGGCCAAAGACUUAACUGAACCUUCAAAUCCACUGUGUUGUUGAACUUCAGAUUGUGAGACCUGAGGCUUUCACUGCAUUUUAAUAAAUCACUGAAGGUGCCAAUGCUUUCUAAAAAUGUAAAUAUUUAUUCCAGUGAUGUGUAUGGGGGCUUUCUUUUCUUGAGACUUGUAACUUUAUGUAAUAGGAAUUGUCAGGUCUUGUAACAUGAUUUGUAUAUUACUUCAGACUAUUUAACGAUUUGGACACCAAGCAGAAGUAGGGGUUUUAGACACAGUUUUAUACUUACUGCAAGAAGUGAGGGGUUCUCUGGAAACUGCUUUCCAGCUUCAGAAGGACUUCCUGUUUGGCAAAAGGCAUUGACUACUGCAACUGUUAUAUAGCACUUGAAGGAGGCUGUAAACGCCCAACUUACCGUAAC
This is a messenger RNA of Egretta garzetta (little egret), 4211 nucleotides long. It is a transcript of the gene ITGA6, whose product is annotated as integrin subunit alpha 6. Gene Ontology annotation, cellular component: integrin complex; external side of plasma membrane. NCBI's taxonomy places the organism in Eukaryota, Metazoa, Chordata, Aves, Pelecaniformes, Ardeidae. The record is from RefSeq and is a predicted model, not a curated record. Gene Ontology annotation, molecular function: integrin binding. Gene Ontology annotation, biological process: cell-matrix adhesion; leukocyte migration; integrin-mediated signaling pathway. The transcript has 24 exons. The coding region runs from base 134 to 3103 and encodes 989 amino acids.